AUGUUACCAAAGCGCAUCCUGGUAAUCGCUGGCUCGGACAGCUCGGGUGGAGCCGGGCUAGAGGCUGAUCAGAAGGUGAUUGCAGCACAUGGCUGCUAUGCUAUGACCGCUACUACUGCAUUGACAGCACAGAACACACUAGGUGUGCAGGAUAUACAUCACACACCCCCGGCAUUUGUGCAGAAGCAGAUUGAUGCUGUCUGUGAGGAUGUCGGAGUGGAUGUUGUCAAGACUGGCAUGCUUGCGUCAGCUGAGACAAUCACGGUUGUUGCCGAUGCAUUGAAACGACACAGCAUCAAGAUUAGUGUUGUUGACCCUGUGACGGUCUCGACAUCAGGCUCUCAACUUCUACCCGAAGCUGCAAUUGCAACGCUCAUUGAACAUCUUCUCCCUCACACUACGCUUCUAACGCCAAACCUGCCAGAAGCAAAACUUCUUCUGAAAGCUGCUGGUGUUGAUGUGUCUGACCCACAAAAUGUCGACGACAUUGUCGCCAUGGCUCGCCACAUCCACGAGCGAGGCCCAAAAUGGGUGUUGCUCAAAGGAGGCCAUCUGCCAUUGACACGCGGUCAUGUUGUUAGUAAAGAGGUGGACCGAGAGGUCGUAUUGAAUGUGCUCGUUGGCGAUAGCGGCGUCACUUUGAUGGAAAGCGAGUACCUGCGGUCGAGCAACACCCACGGUACGGGGUGUUCGCUGGCCUCAGCAAUUGCGUGCAACCUUUCUCUCGGCAUGCCGAUGGUCAAGGCUGUCAAAGAGGCCAAUCGGUACAUUGAAGCCGGAAUCAAGACGGCAGUACAGAUUGGCAGUGGAAGUGGACCAAUCAACCAUUUCCACUCGGUAUACACUUUGCCGUUUGCGCCCGGUAACUUCAUAUCGUACCUACUCGACCGAGAAGAUGUACAGAUACCAUGGAAAGAGUAUACCCAACACGAGUUUGUGCAGAAGAUGGGAGAUGCGACACUACCGCUUGAGAAGUUCAUGUACUAUCUUGUGCAGGACUACCUGUUCCUAGUGCAAUUUGCAAGAGCAAAUGCGCUCUCGGCAUACAAAUCAAGCAACCUCAAAGACAUUGGCCGCUCCGUCCAGCAAGUCGUGACAUUGCAAGAAGAGAUUCAGCUCCACAUCGACUUCUGCAAGGAGUACGGCCUGUCCGAAACCGACAUCAUCCAUGAAGAGGAAGACCAAGCUACGACAGCAUACACGCGCUAUGUGCUUGACAUUGGCAUGUCACAAGACUUCGUUGCGCUGCAAAUAGCCCUCCUUCCCUGCCUGAUUGGAUACGGCAUCAUUGCCAAGCGGCUCUAUGAAGACGCAAACACAGUCAGGGUGGGAAGUAAGUACUGGAAGUGGAUUGAGCAGUACGUGGCGGACGAGUACAGGGGUGCAAUGAUGAGGGGAAGCGAGUUGGUGGAGAAACACGCGGCCGGCCUGAGCCCGAGCAAAGUGGAGGAACUAGCCAAGGUGUUUAUCCACGCAACCAAUAUGGAGAAGGGCUUCUGGGACAUGGGACUGAGGGCUGGGCAGGCGCUGGUCUCUACCAAACACACGCACAUCAUGUCUUACGGCGGCGGAUACGGUGGAGGAUACGGCGGCGGUCGCGAUGGCGGCGGCCGUGGCUACUCGAACGGGUACGAAAACAGCAAUGCUGGAUACGGGUCUUACAGCAACUCGACAAGCCACUAUGCAUCGUACGGUGGCGGCUACGGUGGCGGCUCGAACGGCUACUCUGGCGGCGGCGGAUACGGCGGUGGCGGCUAUGGUGGUCGUGACGGUGGCGACCGCAUGUCGCAACUCGGCCAAGGCUUGAAGCAGCAACAAUGGGAUCUUGACUCUCUGCCCAAGUUCGAAAAAUCUUUUUACAAGGAGGAUCCCGCAGUCACCGCGCGCUCGGAGGCCGAGGUCGCAGAAUACCGCAAGGAGCACCAGAUGACUGUCAAGGGUGUGGACAUCCCUAAGCCUGUCACCACGUUCGAUGAGGCUGGUUUCCCAUCUUACGUUAUGAACGAGGUCAAGGCUCAGGGUUUUGCAAAGCCCACUGCUAUUCAGGCACAGGGCUGGCCCAUGGCUCUCUCUGGUCGUGACGUCGUUGGUGUCGCUGAGACUGGUUCCGGAAAGACGCUCACAUACUGUCUGCCCGCCAUUGUCCACAUCAACGCUCAGCCUCUCCUUGCUCCUGGUGACGGUCCUAUUGUCCUCAUUCUCGCCCCCACCCGUGAGCUUGCUGUCCAGAUUCAACAAGAGAUCAGCAAGUUUGGAAAGUCCUCGCGCAUUCGCAACACUUGCGUCUACGGAGGUGUUCCCAAGGGUCCCCAAAUCCGUGAUCUGGCUCGCGGUGUCGAGGUCUGCAUUGCCACUCCUGGACGUCUCAUUGACAUGCUCGAGGCUGGCAAGACUAACCUCCGCCGUGUUACCUACCUGGUUCUCGACGAGGCUGACCGCAUGCUUGACAUGGGUUUCGAGCCUCAGAUCCGUAAGAUCAUCGGACAGAUUCGGCCCGACCGUCAGACCUGCAUGUGGUCCGCUACAUGGCCCAAGGAAGUCCGCCAACUCGCUGCCGACUACCAGAAAGACUGGAUCCAGGUCAACAUUGGAUCCAUGGAUCUCUCUGCCAACCACCGCAUUCAGCAGAUUGUCGAGCAUCUCGAGACCAUCAUGAGCGACAAGGACAACAAGAUCUUGAUCUUCACAGGUACCAAGCGCGUUGCCGACGAGAUUACCCGAUUCCUUCGCCAGGACGGCUGGCCGGCGCUUUCCAUCCACGGUGACAAGGCACAAAAUGAGCGUGACUGGGUCUUGAACGAAUUCAAGACGGGCAAGAGCCCCAUCAUGGUUGCUACUGACGUGGCUUCCCGUGGUAUCGAUGUCCGCAACAUUACUCACGUGCUCAACUAUGACUACCCGAACAACUCGGAGGACUAUGUCCACCGCAUUGGUCGUACUGGUCGUGCUGGCGCUAACGGAACUGCCAUCACCCUCUUCACUACAGAAAACUCCAAGCAGGCCCGUGAUCUCGUCCAGAUUCUCUCCGAGUCCAAGCAGCCAAUUGACCCUCGCCUCCACGAGAUGGCUCGCUACGGCGGCGGCGGUGGCGGCGGUGGUCGCUGGGGAGGUGGCCGUGGCCGUGGAGGUGGUCGCGGCGGCCGUGGUGGCUGGACUGGAGGUAACAGCGACCCCGUUCGCAACAGCCGCUGGUAG
Molecule: messenger RNA, 3195 nt
Organism: Exserohilum turcica Et28A
Lineage: Eukaryota; Fungi; Ascomycota; Dothideomycetes; Pleosporales; Pleosporaceae
Exons: 14
Coding region: 1-3195 (1064 amino acids)
Biological process (GO): thiamine biosynthetic process; rRNA processing
Cellular component (GO): ribonucleoprotein complex; nucleus; cytoplasm
Molecular function (GO): thiaminase activity; phosphomethylpyrimidine kinase activity; ATP binding
Source: RefSeq, a predicted model, not a curated record